Messenger RNA from Scedosporium apiospermum, 780 nucleotides. Its product is annotated as putative nad dependent epimerase dehydratase protein. The transcript is spliced from 2 exons. The record is from RefSeq and is a predicted model, not a curated record. The coding region runs from base 1 to 780 and encodes 259 amino acids. NCBI's taxonomy places the organism in Eukaryota, Fungi, Ascomycota, Sordariomycetes, Microascales, Microascaceae.
AUGGGCCAAAUGCCAACGAAGCCGAUGCCUGGGGCCAAGUUCCAGGUCAUUGGUGCUGGGAUGUCUCGAACUGGUACCAAGACCCUUAACGAGGCCCUCACCAUCCUCCUCGGCGGGCCCGUCCACGACUCCGGCGUCCACUCCACCGGCGGAACCUUCAAGCAAAUCCGGGAAUGGGGCCAAGUAAUGGAACUGGUCGCGAAAAAGGACAAAACCUACGCCGACAAAAAGCACAUCCAAUACCUCCUCGCUGACCUCCUCGAAGGCUAUGUAGCCACCAUGGACUGCCCCGCCGCAGCUCUAACCCCCGAACUCAUGGAAACCUUCCCGGACGCCAUCGUAAUCGCCACGACGCGCUCUCCCGAAUCCUGGUGGCGCUCCAUGCAGGACAUGAUGACCAUGACGAGCAACUACCACCUUCCCUUCGUGCUCAUGUGGGUGCCCAAGGUAAACCAGUACGGCAUCUGGCGCGAAAAGUUCAAGAAGCUGGCCAUCUUCCGCUAUGGGCUCGACAUGUUCGAGGAGGGCUCGCUCGAGCUCCAUGAAGACCAUCUGAGGGACGUCGUGCCGAAGGAUAGGCUACAUUGGUAUCAGGUCAAGGACGGGUGGGAGCCGCUGUGCAAGAUCCUGAACUUGCCGGUGCCGGAUGUGCCGUUCCCGCAUAAUAACUCGAGGAAUGACGCGAGGCAGACGUAUAACCAGCUGUUGCUUGCUGGGUUUUUGGGGUGGUGCGGAUUCUUUGUUGUUGCGUAUAGUUUUUAUUGGUACUUUUGGGGGUGA